CAUGACGCGUGCUGCCUUCACUCACUGCCCUCAAAAUCCCCGAUUCGCACGGUAGGGUGCGCGCAAGAUCACCCGUCAUGAACAGGUUCAUCCAGAGUGGCGGGAGGUCAAAUAGCCCACAGAUGGGCCAGCCCAGCGGAUCCGGCCGACGAGCAGGCGCCGAAAGCUUGAAAUUGCCAGUUGAACGGACGACAUUGAGCCACCAAGGCCCAGCUCGGCAGCAUACUGCAGCGCGCCGGCAAGCCAGCGGAAGCACCAACCUUCCGCCUCAGCAGCAGCAACCUCAACAACGGCGCCGCUCCGGUGAAGGCCAGGUAGGGCAGAGACAUGAUAUGUUCGAUACGGAUGCCGAAAGUCUCGAUACGACUACGAACAAUCAAUCCGUGGUGCAAGUGGAGGACAGCCAGCAGCACCAAGGCCAGUAUGCUCAAGAUGGCGGCGACGAUGAUGAGUAUGACGAGUCCGAGGACGGGGACGAUGAUGAAGAAGACGGCGAGUACGCACAACAUCCAUCAUUCGAGGACCUUGUCCAGCAUUAUAGGAUCCAGGACCUUUCGCGUGCGCGGCAAGAGGUAUUCUUGCAGGAGGUCGGUGCGUUGGGAAAUGGUAAUUCUUACCCAACCACCACCUCUGGACCACCGGAUGGGUUUCCUGACAGUUGGGCUGCAGAUCAGGAGCCACCGUGGGACGGUCGCCAUGACGAACGUGCCAUUUCGCCUUCACCUCGAAGGCCUCCCGGUAACGGCCAGCUAGGGCGCCAAACCGUUCAACAGCUGACUCAGCGUCCACGAAGUGCGGCGGAGGCGAAGCCUGCGAUGCCGAAGCAAUCCAAUACAGUCAAACAGGCCGCCGGUAUCCGCGACCAGCAACGGUCGAAUGUCAACCUCCCUGCGCGCGGAGGGGCUUUCCAACAUAACAAUGCUACUAUGCCACCCGCUAGCCAGCCGCCGACCUAUAGUCAGUCUACCCGCGAGACCGCUGCACCAGCGAAUGUCGUUUCCCAUUGCGAGCCUCCAGCGCAAGCUGACCCUCUGCCUCACCGCGGUGCACGGCCACUCUCAGGUCCUCAAGGUGCACUCACUACUAAUCCCACCGAGCCAUCUGCACCUCUCACACGACACGCCGCGGCUCGACCGAAGGAGGAGCCUGUUUCUCAUCACCAGCGUGUUGAAGAAGCGCCCGUUCGUGGACCCCCACCCUGCCCUAUCGAGGACUACGACCAACCGACUCUAUUCGAAAUGAGCUACGAUCAAUUGAAGAACGAAGACUUCGACACUGUGCCCCGCGGCGCGCCUCAGCCACUCUCGGAGGAUAUGCUUCAUAAGUCGCUCGCGGAACGCUUGGAGCACGUAUGGAAGAGCCUCGAUGCGGGCGACCAGGGCAAAUUCUUUCGCGCUCUACCGACUCACGAGUGGGAAGAGUCUGGUGACUGGUUCCUUGGCCGAUUCACCGAUAUCAUUCAGCGUACCAAAGAUGCCCGACAGAAGAAGAGGAAGCUUGCCAAGGAGUUCGAAGAUCAAGUUGAAACCCGCUACCACCAUGUCGCCAAAAAGCAACAGCAGGUUCAGAACGCUAUGGGCAAGAUGAAGACGCAGGGUCAGGGUCUCGUCCCGAGGAGUCCCAGGGCCUCGAAAACCCCUAGGAAGAUAUAAUGUGUCAGGGCGAUAAUUGCUAUUUGGAGUAAAGAGCAUUUCUAAGUUUUAUGGCGUUACGCUACUGGGCGUGCAUAAAUAACUAGGCGGCAUCAAAAGGACUACGGCGUGGUAUGGCGUAGAAAUCGGUGCAUGCUGGGUGUCGGAAG
Molecule: messenger RNA, 1801 nt
Organism: Trematosphaeria pertusa
Lineage: Eukaryota; Fungi; Ascomycota; Dothideomycetes; Pleosporales; Trematosphaeriaceae
Exons: 1
Coding region: 333-1652 (439 amino acids)
Biological process (GO): nucleolar large rRNA transcription by RNA polymerase I
Cellular component (GO): RNA polymerase I core factor complex
Molecular function (GO): RNA polymerase I core promoter sequence-specific DNA binding; TBP-class protein binding
Source: RefSeq, a predicted model, not a curated record